Strongyloides ratti is the source of this 291-nucleotide messenger RNA. RefSeq lists its product as hypothetical. Gene Ontology annotation, cellular component: nucleolus. The transcript has 2 exons. The record is from RefSeq and is a predicted model, not a curated record. The coding region runs from base 1 to 291 and encodes 96 amino acids. Lineage: Eukaryota; Metazoa; Nematoda; Chromadorea; Rhabditida; Strongyloididae.
AUGAAACCAGAAGGUGUUGUUAAAGGUGGUCUUAAACUAAAAGGUGGAAUUUCAUUAAAAAAAGGAAAACCUUCUAAAGAAGAAGUGAGUAAAGUUAUUAAGAAAGAAGAAAAAGUAAUUAAAAAAACUCCUGCUCAAAUUGCAUUUGAAAAAAAACAAGAACAAAUAAAAGAAAAAAGAUUACGUGAGAAAGCUGCACUUUCAUAUAAGGAUAAAGUGAACAAGUUAAAUGAAAAAUUAGAAAAUCUCAGUGAAUUCAAUGAUAUACCAAAAGUUUCAUGGACAAAAUAA